Drosophila suzukii is the source of this 602-nucleotide messenger RNA. RefSeq lists its product as uncharacterized. Gene Ontology annotation, molecular function: ubiquitin-protein transferase activity. The record is from RefSeq and is a predicted model, not a curated record. Gene Ontology annotation, biological process: protein ubiquitination; interstrand cross-link repair. Gene Ontology annotation, cellular component: nucleus. Lineage: Eukaryota; Metazoa; Arthropoda; Insecta; Diptera; Drosophilidae.
CCACGUGUCAGUUUUUGCACAAGUUCAAAACUUCUUUCUUUUCCGAGACGCUGUUCCACUUUCAGAGUGAAUUCCGUAAGUGAAGAAAAACGCAGCAGAAUGAGUGCCAGACCAAACUACGCCGGGCCACGCCGCUCCCAUACUACGGAGAAGUUCAAGGACCACGAGUUCCUGCUGGAGAAACUGGCCUAUCAAAAAGCCAAGAUCGAGAAGCUAUCCGUAAAGUUGACAAAGCUCAAGAAAAAGGUGAUUCAGCAGAACCUUCAUCGCAUACAACUCGAAAAGGAGAUGAAAAAAUUAACAGGAAAUUCGGUGUUAAUAAGAAACUGCCUGCUGUGCGAUAAGACUUGGAAGGCAUCGGGCCAGCAUCGCGUUGCGGUCUUGAAAUGUGGGCAUACAUUCGGAAACAAUUGCAUCAAGAAGUUUGUGGCUGUCUAUCAGAUGUGUCCCGGCUGUGAAAAGCCAGCCAAAACCGAAGACGUGCACUUCAUCAACGGCCUUUGAGUCCACCACUAAAAAGUACUGUCAUCGGACUAGAAUGACACUACACCACCACGUCGGAAGUUACCAGAAGAAAUGUAAAAAAACCAAAAGCUUUACUA